CAUAAAACGGAGAGUAAGUCUGAUUAGUCAUGGCUGAAGGAGGUAAGACUGCAAAGGAAGUCUUCAUAAAGACACUACCAAAGCUUAUAAACACACUUGGAAAGGACCCACCUUUUACUGUAGUCACUGCUUCUUUAUAUGGCAUGGGUCUGAUUACAAAGCAGGAACUUGAGGCCAUUAAGACCAAACAAGGUGUUGAAAGAGGUAGUAAAGUGGGUUUUACUCUAAGAGACAAGAUUCAUGAUAGUGAUGACCCUAAUGCUUGUCUACUUGCCAUAUGUGAGAUAUUUGAAUCUGAUGACGUAAACAAUGAUAUAUUGAGGAAACAUGGAGCAAGCAUGAGAACAAGCAUAUCAAGUGGAACUGGAACAGCUGCUACACUUCAAGUUCCUUCAUACCCUCCUCCAACUGUGGUAUCUAGGACAAGCCCAAAUAUGUAUAAUAUUUACAUUAACUUAUUCAGAACUAAUGGAAAUGCUAACGAUUAUCUCAAACUAACUCUUCAAAAGUGGUUGGAGAGAAGGGAUAAUGUUACAAGAACCACUUGGGACAACUUAAUAAGAGCAGUGAAGAGUACUGGGGACAUGGCAGCUGCUGAGAGGAUACUAGGAAUUCUCAAAUCAA
This is a messenger RNA of Amphimedon queenslandica, 624 nucleotides long. RefSeq lists its product as uncharacterized. The transcript is spliced from 4 exons. The record is from RefSeq and is a predicted model, not a curated record. The annotation marks the transcript as partial. NCBI's taxonomy places the organism in Eukaryota, Metazoa, Porifera, Demospongiae, Haplosclerida, Niphatidae.